GCUGUAACAACCCAGGCCGAAUGAGGCUCCAAGCGUUCCUGGCGCUUGAACCCUUUAUUGGCCAAGCAACCCUCGGCGAUUUACAUCUCUGUAACCCCAUUCGACAUUUUGCCCUCGCCCGGUUGUAUCCGCCUUUCAACCGGUCAUGUUUAUCUGUCGAAUGGCUGUGCGCAACCAGACGACAUCCCUUUCUGAUGCCCUGAUGCAAAUCCCAAUGGCCUUAAGGUAACUCUAAUCCACUGGGGCCCAGUUUCCAGCUUUUCUUCGGCUCGUACGAUACAACCUUCCGAUGUGGAUCCGUCCAUUUUUGGGAGUUUUCGAGGCCUCUUAAUCUUCCUCGUUCCUUUCAAAGGCCUUCGACAUUGCAUCAAUACGAUCUUUCAAUGUCUUCUCGAAGCCAGGCCACGGCUUACGCGUCCUAAGCUCCUAGUAUUUGUUCUUGGCAUCGUUUCGCGAGCUUUGAAUUUGUGUUCAGGCCCGCCUGUAUUUUCCUGAGCUCGGCGAGUCUUGCUUCCACUUUUUGAUCUGCACACAAAGCCUCUUUUUGGUCAUCCAUACUAGCAUCUCAUUGACUGCCUCUACAAUAUGCGUCACGUUUUCGCAAAGUCCGCGGCAUUGCUUGCUGCUGCUCUCGUCGGCGCAGUAGAAGGCGCGGCCCUAGUUGGCGAAGACAAACCAUGGCAGAUCUACAACCUGUCCAUCAACGCACUGCCAACAAAUUCGACGCAGAAAAACGUAACACAGCACAUUACAUUCAUUGCGGUCGAUCCCAACGUCGAUAGCGGGUUGAAUUUCACAGCCAAUUGUUCGAGCUUCCUGCCUGUAGGCCAGUCGCUCUUUUCAAAUGGCUACACGCCAUGCAACUUCACAGACGCCGGUUUCAGUCUGCGGCAAGAAGGUGUGUUAUGGUUUCACCGGGUGUAUAAGAACGGAGAACCAGCACCUUGGGACACGACAAUUUGUGUUGGGAACACAGAUUUACAGAACUCUAGCUAUUACAGCAAUGGUCCUGAUGGUAUGACGGUGGUUCAGGAUUACAUGGAGAUCGCUUGCACCAUGAUGACUUGAAAUUUGAACAAAAUCGGUGAUAUCAAAAACUUUUUCAAAUGUCUACGUCACUUCUGUUACGGAAACGUAGAGAACUUCUGUUGCUCGAGGCCUGUGUAGGUGCAGAUUAAAAGUAAAGAUACCCAGGUAGCUGUUAGAUGUACUGCUGCCGACCGCAUUAAGUGUAAUCUAAUAUUAAGGUCCUAGACAUCUCACAUUCUACAGUCAUAGCCAACUCAGAUGUCAAAAGGUAUAUAUUCCAGGCUAGCAUCAAUAGUAUGUUCUCUGUUCCUCCAUGCUCUCUUGUCAAAGAGAAAAAC
Verruconis gallopava is the source of this 1367-nucleotide messenger RNA. RefSeq lists its product as uncharacterized. The record is from RefSeq and is a predicted model, not a curated record. NCBI's taxonomy places the organism in Eukaryota, Fungi, Ascomycota, Dothideomycetes, Venturiales, Sympoventuriaceae. The transcript is spliced from 2 exons. Bases 586 to 1068 code for a protein of 160 amino acids.